ACAUUGUAAAGUAGAGACUGAUAUAUGAGAUUCUAAGCUUUUGCAAGGUGAGUCAGCUCAAUGCCGAUGCUUAUGGAAGCUAUUGCAUGAUAAAAAUGGAACCUUUUCCCAACCCUAAUCAAAUUUCUAUCUUCUGGAGUAAUUGCGAAAGCCAAAGUCAGCGGUAGGACACAGUAGGCGAGCUUAUCAAGGAGGGGAAUUUGAUGGUGUGAGGUCGGGGAGGAGUAAAGAAGACUCGGAGGGUUGACCAGCUCCGCGGCAGCGGAUGGGUUUUGGCUCGUGUGUUUUCCGGUGGUCGGACUCCUCACUCGGCUGUCGCAGCAAAGCAUCACAGGGAUGUAUUUGUCCUGGGUCCUCCUGAUGCCGUGGGAAGCAUAAAGAUUGGAUCUUGAUCUUCCGGUCGAUACAUCGAUCGAUCAGUCACUGGAUCGCUCUCGCCGUUUUCUUGCAGACCGAAGGUGCGGCAUUUUUUUCUUCCCCUUGGUGUAUGGGAUUUUUUCUAAUAUUAAGUGCUUGGAAAAAAAAAAUCCAAGCUUCUUGGCCUUCUUGAUCGUUUUUAUAAGACUUGGAGGGUGUUUGGGUUUGACCAGCUCCACUUCAGUGUGGAAUUUAGCUGUGUUUCCAGUGGUUUGUCUCUCUCCCUUUCUCUCUCUCUCGACUGCUGCUGCUGCGACGCAUCGCAGAAACCUCUCCCCGGUCUUUUUGCCAGCUCCUGGUGCCGUGGAAGCGUAAAGAUUGGAUCUUGUCUCUCGCCAUCUUCUUUUUCUUGCCGCUUCGGAUCGGUCCGCAAAGGAGCUGCAGUCGGUGUGUUCCAUCUGCCAAAGCUGUGGCAGGUAUUUAAAUCGGAUUUGCUUUUAAUUCUCCACGAGAUCGGUGUCCUUUGAAGAUCGCAUAUUGUGGCAAUAUUUGUUGGAAAAUUGACAAAAAAAAAUGUGUCUGGAAAAGGAAAGGAAGAAUUGAGAUUUGAUAAGCGUUCAGAAAAAUGGGUGGGCUUUGCUCAAAAAGGUCAGCUGUGGAUAAAUCGCCCAGCGAUACUCUCGAUCCUAGUGGAUUCAGGGGUCAGCCAAUACCGAGUCAAUUCCAUAGUAAAAGGCAGGAGGAUUUGUCUAAUUCUCUAGCAGAAGAAGCUAUGGAGAAGCGGCUGCAAGAACAGUCCUUUUCGUUCCGUGAUUGCACAAUAACACCCACUGGAAACUUUUCAGACGCUGCCGAUGCCACUGAACUGCAGUUUUUCAGGGAUAUCUCACAAAAUUCUAGCUCAACGAAGUCUAAACCCUCCUCUGGAAAGUCUGGAACUACGAAGGUCUCCGAAGUGGGCUUGGUUUUGAGCAAGGCAGGUAGUGUUGGGCUCGGCAAAGCAGUUGAGGUAUUGGACACACUUGGUAGUAGCAUGACAAAUUUGCACCUUGGUAGCAGCUUUGUAUCAGGAGUGGCAACUAAGGGAAACCAAAUAUCUAUUUUAUCAUUUGAAGUUGCCAACACAAUAGUUAAAGGCUCCAAUCUUAUGCAAUCACUUUCAAUGGAGAACAUAAAGCAUUUGAAAGAAGUUGUACUUCCAUCAGAAGGUGUGCAAUACUUAAUAUCCAAAGACAUGGAUGAGUUACUAAAGAUUUCUGCUGCUGAUAAAAGGGAAGAGCUGAAGGUAUUUUCUAAGGAAGUCAUUCGCUUUGGAAAUCGAUGUAAAGAUCCUCAAUGGCACAACUUGGAGCGCUAUUUUGACAAACUAGCAUCAGAACUUACACCUCAAAGUCAGCUGAAAGAAGUAGCAAAAACAGCGAUGGAGCAACUGAUGACAUUGGCUCAGUAUACAGCUGAAUUAUACCAUGAGUUGCAUGCCUUGGAUAGAUUUGAUCAAGAUUAUAGGAGAAAAAAUCAAGAAGAGGGUAGCACAGGUGGAGUUCAAAGAGGUGAUACUCUCCAAAUGUUAAGGCAAGAAUUGAAGAGCCAAAGAAAGCAUGUAAAAUCAUUAAAGAAAAGAUCACUCUGGUCCAAGAAUUUGGAGGAGGUGCUGGAGAAGCUUGUAGAUAUUGUCCAUUUCUUACACUUCGUGAUUCAUGAUUCCUUUGGAAGUGCUGAUACUGAUAAACCAACAGAAGAGACUAUGAAGAAUCAAGAAAGAUUGGGACCUGCUGGCCUGGCACUACAUUAUGCAAAUAUCAUCACUCAGAUAGACACCCUUGUCUCUCGGUCAAGCUGUGUACCAACAAAUACAAGGGAAUCACUAUACCAAGGACUGCCCCCAACAAUAAAACAUGCUUUCCGUUCAAGGUUGCAAUCAUUUCAAAUCAAGGAAGAGCUUACCAUUCCUCAAAUCAGAGCAGAGAUGGAAAUAUCUUUGCGGUGGCUUGUGCCAAUUGCCAACAACACAACCAAGGCUCAUCAUGGUUUUGGUUGGGUCGGCGAGUGGGCUAACACCGGGUCCGAGGUAAACCGAAAGCCAUCAGGUCUGAUAGAGUUGACGCGGAUGGAGACAUUCCAUCAUGCGGACAAGGACAAGACUGAAGCCUACAUUCUCGACUUAUUGAUGCGGCUUCACCAUCUUGUCCGUCGCUCGAAGCCUGGGAGUGGAGGGAUCAGGUCUCCGAUCAAAUCCCCAGUUUGUUCUCCGGCACAGCUCUUAACCACAACGUCGCCGGCCACAAAACCUAGUGUGCCAUCUUCCAUGCUCACCCAAGAAGACCAAGAAAUGCUGCAGUGUGUGAACUUCAGGAAGCUAACUCCUGGAAUCAGCAGGAGUCAGGAGUUUGACACGGCGAAGACGAAGCCAGGCAAGCACAGCAGGUUGAGCAAGAGCAACAGCCAUUCACCAACCAGCUGCAGCAAGAAGGAUUUCUUCGUGCCAUGGUUGCUUCCUGUCAUCGACUUCGACAUCGACAAGAUGAAAGCGCUCGAUAUGAUCGAUCGAUUGGACGACAUCAGAAAACCAUGAAGUAUCAGCAAAACAUGAUCCCACGAUCAAUGAGGCCGUCACAAUCCACAGUGGCCAGAUGUCAUCGACACGGUGGCCAUGCAAUAGAAGACUCGCACCAACGACGAAGAUGGCGAGUACAGUUAGGUGGUACCAUCAGAGUCAAAAAUGUUUGAAUUGGUGUGAUAUAUUAUAUAUUACAUUUACAACGCUUCUAAAUGUUUCUUAAGGACAAUCUUGUCGGGAAUUCACAUAAUAAACAAUAAUGAUUAAUAACUCCA
Messenger RNA from Musa acuminata AAA Group (dessert banana), 3189 nucleotides. Its product is annotated as protein PSK SIMULATOR 1. The record is from RefSeq and is a predicted model, not a curated record. The transcript has 13 exons. NCBI's taxonomy places the organism in Eukaryota, Viridiplantae, Streptophyta, Magnoliopsida, Zingiberales, Musaceae. Gene Ontology annotation, biological process: positive regulation of growth. The coding region runs from base 983 to 2929 and encodes 648 amino acids.